Molecule: messenger RNA, 7817 nt
Organism: Crotalus tigris (Tiger rattlesnake)
Lineage: Eukaryota; Metazoa; Chordata; Lepidosauria; Squamata; Viperidae
Gene: NRP2
Product: neuropilin 2
Exons: 17
Coding region: 721-3564 (947 amino acids)
Biological process (GO): axon guidance; vascular endothelial growth factor signaling pathway; angiogenesis
Cellular component (GO): membrane
Molecular function (GO): vascular endothelial growth factor receptor activity; semaphorin receptor activity
Source: RefSeq, a predicted model, not a curated record
CAGCAAAGCCCGUCCGCGCGGCUUCAGUCAAGACCCCACGCGUCGGAGGAAGGAGGCGGCGGCGACGACAGAGCAGCACUCGAGUGGCCGUUAGUGGCGCCGCAUCCGGAAAACGCCUCAGGCGUGAAGCUGACCGGCGGCCGCUUGAGGGAGCGAAGUGGCAACGCGCGGGGGAAGCAGCCGGGCGCCGCGGGCUGGGGAGAUCGCCCUUCGCCGGGAGCGCCGGUCGCUGCGGUCUCGCUCUCCGCCGCCGGGCGAGGACUGAGGGUGCGCGGCUGGCUGGGUGCGAUGCCAAGGCGGCCCGCUUUUUUUUUUUUUUUUCUUUUCUCGGAGGCUUUGCGAAGGACCUUGCCAGGGAUGCUGUGCUAAAGGCGACGCCGCUCUGAAGAACGGGGGUCUCUCGCGUGCUCCUGGGCGUGUGUGCGUGCGGUUCUUCUGCUCCGUGUGUAUCGCCGGCUGAGCGCGCCUCCGUAGGGCUGCCCGGUGCCUCUUUUUCGUGCUGAACGUCAGGAGUUCCCUCCAGCUCUCGCCGAUCUUUUGGGGGGAGUGGGUUUAUUGCGGAGCCGGGAGAAGGAAGCCACCGGACCGGAUUCUUCGUCAGAGGAAAUUCUGGGACGGAAUCCGGAGAGUUGCGAAAGAAAAUCCCCGCUCUCCCGGAUCCCAGCGCGCCUUGGGAGGAAUCGCUCUUUGGCCAUCAAGGAUUUCUCCAUCCUCCCCGAAAUGGAUACAGUUCCUCUGCUCUGGGGAUUUCUCCUCCUUCUUCGUUUGGCCGGAUCGGGAGUCUUGGGGCAAGCAGCAGCUCAGCCAUGCGGGGGCCGCUUGAAUUCCAAAGAUGCUGGCUACAUUACUUCACCUGGCUAUCCACAAGACUAUCCUUCCCAUCAGAACUGUGAGUGGAUCAUUUACGCCCCAGAACCCAACCAGAAGAUCACUCUCAACUUCAACCCUCACUUUGAAAUCGAGAAACAUGAUUGCAAGUAUGAUUUUAUUGAAAUACGGGACGGGGAUAAUGAAAAUGCAGAUCUUCUGGGAAAGCACUGUGGAAACAUUGCUCCACCUACUAUCACUUCAUCCGGCCCUUCUCUGUAUAUCAAAUUCACCUCAGACUAUGCGCGUCAAGGUGCUGGCUUCUCUCUGCGUUAUGAGAUCUACAAGACUGGCUCUGAAGAUUGUUCUAGAAACUUCACCAGUUCAAAUGGCACCAUUGAAUCCCCAGGCUUCCCUGAUAAGUAUCCACACAAUUUGGACUGUGCCUUCACCAUCAUGGCCAAGCCGAAAAUGGAGAUUGUCCUUCAGUUUUUAACAUUUGACCUAGAGCAUGACCCUCUGCAAGUUGGGGAGGGAGAUUGUAAAUAUGAUUGGCUGGACAUCUGGGAUGGUAUUCCUCAAGUUGGGCCCUUGAUUGGCAGGUACUGUGGCACUAAAACUCUUUCAGAGAUCCGCUCAACUACGGGCAUCUUAUCCCUCACAUUCCACACAGAUUUGGCUGUGGCUAAAGAUGGGUUUUCUGCUCGCUAUUAUUUGGUCCAGCAGGAGGCGCCAGAGAACUUCCAGUGCAACAGUCCAUUGGGAAUGGAAUCUGGCCGGAUCUCCAAUGAACAAAUCACAGCUUCAUCUACAUACUCUGAUGGCAGGUGGACUCCGCAACAGAGCCGACUCAAUAGUGAUGAUAAUGGGUGGACUCCUAAUGUGGAUAGCAACAAAGAGUUCCUGCAGGUGGAUCUUCGCUUUCUGACAGUGCUGACAGCCAUUGCUACUCAGGGCGCCAUUUCCAGAGAAACACAAAAUGGAUACUAUGUUCGCUCAUACAAACUGGAGGUCAGCACAAAUGGAGAAGACUGGAUGAUGUACCGGCAUGGCAAAAAUCACAAAGUAUUUCAGGCAAACACCGAUGCUUCUGAAGUGGUUCUCAACAAAAUCCAUGCUCCAGUGCUGACUCGGUUUGUGCGGAUCCGUCCCCAGGUUUGGCAUAGUGGGAUCGCCCUUCGACUGGAGCUAUACGGCUGCCGAAUUACAGAUUCACCCUGUUCCAGUAUGUUGGGGAUGCUUUCAGGACUUAUCCCAGACUCUCAGAUCUCAGCUUCUUCUACCAGAGAAUAUCACUGGGUUCCUAGUGUGGCACGCCUAGUCAGCAGCCGCUCAGGAUGGUUCCCCCGCAUCCCUCAAGCCCAGCCUGGUGAGGAGUGGCUGCAGGUAGACCUGGGCCUCCCUAAGAACGUGAAAGGAGUGAUUAUCCAAGGGGCCCGAGGAGGGGACAGCAUCAAUGUGGCAGAGGCACGAGCUUUUGUGAAGAAGUUUAAAGUGGCGUACAGCAUGGAUGGGAAAGACUGGCAUUCAGUUCAAGAUCCCCGAACCAUGCAGCCAAAGAUAUUUGAAGGGAAUAUGCACUACGACACCCCUGAAGUUAGAAGGUUUGAUCCUGUUCCUGCACAGUUCAUCAGAGUUUACCCAGAAAGAUGGUCUCCAGCAGGGAUCGGGAUGCGAUUAGAAGUCCUUGGGUGUGACUGGACUGAUGUUAAGUCCACUGCGGAGACAUUGAAGCCUACAUUGAAAAGUGAGGAGAUGACCACUCAGUUUUCCAUCGAUGAAGAGGCAACAGAUUGUGGUGAUGGUUGUGUGGAGAAUGGAGAUUUCCAGGUCCCAACAGGAUUUAAUUGCAACUUUGAUCUUCCCGAAGAUUUUUGUGGUUGGACACAUGACAUGUCUACAGGAUUUACAUGGGCUUUUCAUUCUAGAAAUACCUGGACUAGCCAUUUAGAGCCAGGCAUCGGUGUCUAUCCAGCAGAUGGCAAGAGUUAUUUGAGGUUGCAAAGCAGUGCAAGAAGAGAAGGACAACAUGCUCGGCUGAUCAGUCCCACUGUCUUCUUGCCCAGGAGUGCUGUGUGCUUGAUGUUUUGGUACCAGCUCUCUGGAGGGAGUGGGACUAUGUUGCAGGUACGGCGGGAGGCAACGCAUGAGAACAAACCACUGUGGAGCAUCAGGGAAGACCAAGGAGAGGAGUGGAGGGAAGGCCGGAUUCUUCUACCUAGUUAUGAUACAGAAUAUCAGAUUGUAUUUGAAGGCGCCAUAAGCAACGGGCAUUCAGGAGACAUUGCCAUUGAUGAUGUCCGAAUAGGCACUGAUACUUCUUUGGAGAACUGCAUGGAACCCAUUGCAGCUUUCCCUGGAGAACACACGUUUGAAAUUUCAGUGGAUUUCCCAGAAUUGGAGGAUGAGGUUUCAAUUCAUGGGGAAGACUUUGGAGAAGACUCUGAAGACGAUGCCAUAGACCUGGACAGAAACCACACCAUGCUUUCUACAAACUCCCCAUUGACUCCACUGGUGGACACAGAGAAGAACUGGCUAUAUACUCUGGACCCCAUCCUGGUUACGAUCAUAGCCAUGAGUUCUCUAGGAGUCCUUCUAGGGGCAAUCUGUGCUGGGCUACUACUGUACUGCACCUGUUACUACACUAGCCUCUCUUCCCGGAGCUCUACCACUCUGGAAAAUUAUAACUUCGAGCUUUAUGAUGGUAUCAAACACAAGGUCAAAAUGAACCACCAAAAGUGUUGCUCUGAGGCAUGACUGAUUGCACUGAAAUCACAUUUGACAUUUCAUUCCAGCAGUCAUGGCUGGGGAAGAUUACUUUUUCUAUGGAAACUGAAUGCCAUAAUUUUACACAAGCCCAUGCUGGAAUGCUGAAGGGACGGGGGUGGGGGUUGCUGUUGUUUAGAAGAAGAAGAAGAAGAAGAAGAAAGCAGCAGCAGGAAGAAAGUUGGAAGAGGAUGUUGUAAGAAAUAUGGGCAAUUGUUCUUGCAGGAAGAACUGGGUAGGCUCAAACGAAGGAGCCGCCAUGCUCUCCAUUUUGUUUCUUCUAUGAGUCAAUCCCAUCUGAGGAAGGCAAAAGAUCCACUUGGUUUUGAGGAAGCAAGGGACAAAAUGUGGAUAAUUAUUUGCCAUUUCCUUCUUCGGAUGAGAUUGCUAAAUGGCCCCUUCCCCUUUCUAGUCUUAGGAAUUAUAAUCUCACGCUUGCUCGCACACACAGGUACCCGCGUGCCCCAACCAGUAAAUCACCUGUCAGAAAUGGUGCUUGAUUAAAAAGGACUGUCUCGGUGCUGGGGUGUGUGUGUGAAACAAGUCCAGGAAAUUGCAGCCGCUUCCAACAGCCCCCCCAUCUCGCACCCCCACCCCAUCCAACGAAACCGUGUGGCUCCCUUUCACCAAUCAGAAGAGGAGUGGCAGGGAUUGGAGAUGGGGGGGAGGGCGGAAGGAUUUGGCGCAUAGGUCAGCAGGAAAAGCGCUUUCUUUUCGGAUUACCAACAAAAGAAACAGGCUGCCUAAGGUGUGAAAGUUGACAGAAGCAUCUCCUCCAGAGAAGCUGAAGAGCCUUAAAGUGGUUUGUGAAUAAGAGCCAUUUAUUAAAUCCAGAUCUUGGACUGAAACAGCAGAGGCCUUCAUCACAAGGGCUCUUUCUCCUCCUUUUCUUUCUGACCCUCUUUUUUAAUCUUGUUUUUUUUUUUAGUGUAAGAAAAUUGCAGCAAACAAAAGACACAAUUAUAAGGUGCCCAAGAACUCAGGAGAUGGCUUUUUAUAUACUUCAAGAGGAAGACAGGCUGCUAGAUAGAUAGAAAGAGAAAUAUAUUUUGUUAAUGCUGUGUCCACUCUGAUGAGGGAAAAAAAAGUAUUAAAAGGCUUGUGGAGUAAAUGCAGUUAUUCAGCCCAUCACAGAGUGGCAAUGAUACCUCUCACUGAAAGAUAUGAUUUAAUGUCAUCAUUAGUUAAUAAGGACUUACUUUUUCUGCGAAGGAUUCUAAACUAAUGUACCUUUUGAGCAGAUUCAUAAGUGUGGUGCUGUCUGGCAAUGGUAUCGGUCCUUGACAGAUUCAGGUCACUUUGGGAGGACCCAGACAUUGGAAACCUAAGGUUAUGGCAACAUUGCAGGGUAUCAAAGUUAAGCUGAUAUUCUAGUGUGGAUGUUGAAAAAAUGGAUCUGGAGCAAUCUUCUGUCACCUUCUUCUUCCUUCAGAAAAAUGCAAUUUGCUGGUUGUGGUUUGCAUGGCAACUUGUUUAUUUUUGAAGGGCUUUGUGCGAAUAUGUAUUUGACUUUUUUUUAAUAAAGUGCCUUAGAAAAAUAUUUUUCCCUUAGAGAUGUGUGACGUAACAAAAUACAACUGAGGCAUUCAAUGUUUCUCCUUGUCCCUCUUCCUCUUUCACUUCUUCAUUACCAUCAGAUCUCUGCUGGGUAGAGUUUUGUCUUUUCAGAUAGUCAAAUAUAUAUCUAAUGUUUCCACGGGUGCUGUGCCAUGCUUGAAGUGUGUUGCAGACCAGUUUACGUACCAACGUUCAGUUUCCAAUGCCUUUUGUUCAGCUCUUGGCAGCAGUCUUCAAGCCACAGGUUUUUUUGGGAAAAAUCAUAGUGACUGAGAUGUGGAAAGUUUUCCAAAUUAAACAGAUUGGAUAAGCAGUUUAAAAAAAAAGUGGUAAUUUGAGGAAUGACACCUGAUAGCUUAGUAUGAUAGUUUGGUAUUCAAUGACAAUAUUAUGAUGCUGAUAUAGCUUCAUCUUUGUGAUGUUGUGCUGGCAAAGCUCUUUUCUAGGAACGUACCUAAUUGUCAGUAAUUGUUAAAGACAUUUCACUGGCUACACUUCGCAGGAAUGCUUUUCUAAACUGCUACUUGUGAAUGUAAUGGUACACCUUUGGGUACACAUGUGUCAUAUAUGUACACAUGUAUAGAAAUGAGGAUUUGCACAGUUAUCCUACUUAUAUAGGAUCUACUGUCAUGCAGACUAUGAAAUGCUCCUCUGAACAGUUUUAUAUGCAUGCUUACCAAGCUGAAUGUCUAGAAUGUUUGGUUUGUGUGGUGAUAACCACCUGUGUGCAAGGAUAUGAACAAGGCACUUACUUUCACUUUAACACAUUGAAGUCACAAUUCUGUACAGGUUUAGGUGUGCUUAGUGCAGCUCAUUUGGGUGCAUUUAAUUCUGUGAUAGACUAGGAUGUUAAAGCAUUGAUUUUCGCACUAUUGUGUCCACAGAAAACCAACAGGAGCAACUCAUUGAAAGAAAUAAUAUUACUGGUAGUCCUUGAUCACAACUGGGACCAGAAUUUCCAAUGCUAAGCAAGAUGAUUAUUAAGUGAGUCACAGCUGAUUUUGCAACCUUUUUUUGCCAUGGUCGUUAAGCAAAUCCAGCUUCUCCCAUUGACUUUGCUUGGCUGGGAAGGUCGCAAAUGGCAAUCCCAGGACUCUUCAGCCAUUGCUGAAGUACAUGCCAGUUGUCAAGCCUCCGAAUUUUGAUCACAUGACUCUGGAGAUGCUGCAAUGCUCAGAAGUCAUUUUUUUCAGUGCCGUUGUAACUUUGAACAAUCAAUAAAUGAACGGUUGUAAAUUGAGGACUACCUAUAAAAAUAUAUGCCCUUGAAAAGCAGCAUGGGCAAGAUGCCAUCCAUCAUUCCUAAAAUGAAUAGCAGCAUCAAGAGUUUUGGAAUAGCCACUAUUCACACAGAGCAAACAGCUGGCUAGCAAGUGCCUCAUGUCCUGGAGAAUACUUUGGAAUAUUGCCCCCAAUUCUAUAUAAGAGUUUAGUUUUAUGUGCUUCUGGGUUUCCAUUGCAGAAGUCAGCAUAAAGUACCCUGGUAGUAGGACAUUUCAAAAGCACUGCCUUAAAAGCAGCCUUGCUCUAACAGAAUAAUGACUGUAUCUAUCCAGGUAUACCAUAUAUAGAUACACUUCAGCCCACUCUAAACUGAACUAUAGAGUGGACCAUCCAAUUUUACAGGGGCCCCUUCCUGAUUAUUGCUACCAAUGUUGAAGAAAGGUCCACGAGCCAGCUAAGGCUUAUCUCUGGAGCUCUCCAUGGUUUUCAGUGGAAGAAUAAAGCAUAGGUGGAUAGGGUCCCAUACGUAUUUCUCUUAUACUUGUAUGGUGGAUGAAGGAAGACCUCAGAGAUGAUAUAGAUAUAUUAAAAAGUAGUGUUGCUGUCUGUAGUAGACAUACAGAGAGUGAGAGUUCGUGUAUACAUAUAUUACAAUGUAUAUGUGUUUGCGCGUGCUUGUGAGUUCUCUGUAUGUAUUAUAUAUGUGAGUGGCUAUGUGGGGUUUCUUGUAUCUUUAAUGGAGGCCCUCAGCAUAGGUUCAGCCGGGAGGGCAGAGCAAAUGGCAUGAGUCCCACACACUUUGUAUUCUAUGUUGGCAGGUACAGGGGCUUUGUUGUGUGUGCGCUCAGUGAGCAGAAACCGGCCAUAAUGCUGCAUAGCUGAUACCUCACCUACCUCUGUGCUGGGUGCUUUACUAAUGUUCUAAUGCAGAAAAUGGUGUUUGAUUGUAUUUUUCAUAGGGUGAAAGAAAAAAGAAAAGAAAAGGUGCAUAUUUUCAUGUCAGUAUGUUGUCAUCUGCAAAUGUAUGUUGUGCUUGAUGAUCCAUGUUCUUUAGUAACCUCUCUCUUUUUCAAAAAGACAAAGAAAUGCAGCCUAGUGUUACCAGUACCUUUGCUGAAAUAUUGCUUGCCAUCUCCCUCCCUGCCUGCUUGCCUUCCUGCCUCCCAUGGUCAGCUUCACCAUGGCCAGUAGGAGCACUGCAGUACAGCUGGUCUUUGCUUUCUAGGGAGAUGUCAACAAGAAAGCGUGGGGAGUAAGGGGGGGGGGGGAAUGCAGGAAACAGGAUUUUGCAUAUCUUACCAGCUCAAGGUAGUUUGAUCAUUUUACUGGCUGUGCCAGAGAUCAUGUGGACUUUAAAGCUUUUACUGUGAUUCUUCAGUGUUUAAAGAAAACCCAAACUGUGUUUCUAUGAUUUGUAUAAAAGCCUUUUAAAAGUACUAUUUAAUAAACAUUAUAGUAGAUAA